This is a messenger RNA of Engraulis encrasicolus (European anchovy), 3702 nucleotides long. RefSeq names its product nuclear factor of activated T-cells, cytoplasmic 1-like. Gene Ontology annotation, cellular component: transcription regulator complex. Gene Ontology annotation, molecular function: DNA-binding transcription factor activity, RNA polymerase II-specific; RNA polymerase II cis-regulatory region sequence-specific DNA binding; transcription factor binding. NCBI's taxonomy places the organism in Eukaryota, Metazoa, Chordata, Actinopteri, Clupeiformes, Engraulidae. The record is from RefSeq and is a predicted model, not a curated record. The transcript has 11 exons. Gene Ontology annotation, biological process: calcineurin-NFAT signaling cascade; regulation of transcription by RNA polymerase II; cytokine production. Bases 397 to 3621 code for a protein of 1074 amino acids.
CUCUGUCAGGCGCUGCGUCACAUAUAUACAGGGAGUCACUGGAAAUCUCAAUUAGAUAAGCAGAGGCGGUAUAAAGCUCUUUAUUCAUGACCUAUUCCCCGCCUAAGAUACGUUGCUAGUCUGCUGUGGAGAUGAUGAGAGACCGAACCUGAGCUUGUCGCUGACUUGUAUGACUUUAACAAUCCUGGCGCGCUGUCACCUGGAUGCAACUGAUUGAACCACUCGAAGAAUCCACAUCACUGUGCAGAUUGAUAUUUUAAAAUCAAACUGUUAGUUAAUUUAAAAACACGCUGUCAGUUGCCAAAUGCAAUCGAUUUAAAAUCCAUUCACUCACUAACUGUUAUUUCGCCUUCUGGUAGUAUCCGUUACCCGAGAAGUAGACCUGACGCAAGUUGGAUGCAGGAUACCAGCUGUUUCAGAGUUAACUCCAGAUUCAAUUUUGGAAAACCUUUCCCGCCAGCACCGGGAAGAGAGAACGGAUUCAGUUUUCCCUCCGCUGUCACCACCAUUAUGAAGUCAGCUGAAGAAGAUGCCUUCAACUACACGCCUAACGUCAGCCUGUCUCUGCCCCUGAGUAUGGGCAUGGGCAUGGGCAUGAGUAUGGGCAUGGGUGGUCCAUACCUAGCCAACCAGUACCACAACCUGCAGACCAGCCCCCUCAUCUCCAUCACCUCCUGCCAGCAGCAGAGCAGCAGCAGCUACUCCUCCUCCACCUCCACCUCCUCCUCCUCCAUCAUGCACCACGAGGACUCCUCCUCCAUCGCGCCGGGCUACUACGCCCGCCCCAACGGCGCGCCUCCGCUCGAGAGCCCGCGGAUCGAGAUCACCACCGCCUACAGCCCCUUCGCCGACGAGGACGAGGUGGAGGAGGGCGGCAGCGGUAGUGGCGGUGGUGGCGGCGGCGACCCAGUGAGCCGAGGCACCAAGCAGCGCAACGUCGUCAACUCUGUGGUGACGCUGACGCUGCCGAACGCCGAUGGCUACCGCGACCCCAGCUGCCUCAGUCCCGCCAGCAGCCUGUCGUCCCGCAGCUGCAACUCGGACGGCGGCUCGUCCUACGAGUACUACAACUACGACGCGUCGCCGCAGAACUCGCCCUGGCAGUCGCCGUGCGUCUCCCCGAAGGGCUCGUCCUCACUGCUGUCCUGCCCGCACGCCGCCGUGGCUGCCAUGGCGACGGGCAUGAGUGGCAGUGCCAACGGCGGCGGUGUUGCUGUUGGUGGCGGGUCGUCCUCCUCGCCCACCCACCCACACUCUCCCUCCUCCACCUCCCCACACACGGGCGUCGCCAAUGACGACGGGUGGGGGGUCAACAGCAAUGGAAAUGGCCUCGGUAAUGGUAACGGAUUGCCGCGUGGCGUUAUCGGUAGCGGUGGUGGUGGUGGCGGCGGCGGAGGAGGUGGCGGCGUUAGCUCCCGCCCCAACUCCCCCUCCUGCGGAGCCACGGCCGGGAAGCGGAAGUACAGCUUCAACGGCGCCCCCUACAGGCAGCAACCGCCGUACUCGCCCACCAACCAGUCGCCCGUGCCCUCGCCGCGCGGCUCACCACGCAUCAGCGUCUCCGAGGACACCUGGCUGGCCGGCUCCAACACCAACCAGUACACCAACUCCGCCAUCGUGGCUGCCAUCAACGCGCUGACCACAGAUGGGGUGGCCGACCUGGGGGAGGGCAUUCCUAUUAAGGCACGCAAGACCACUGUGGAGCCCCAGAUGGGGAUGAGCCUGAAAGUGGAGCCCAGGGAGGAUGAGCUCGGGCCGGGCAGCGUCGGAGGCGGAGGAGAUCCCCACCACCACAAUCACCACCACCACCACCACCACCUCAUCCAGGAUGACUAUGGCACCACCAACACCUCCCCUUCCUCCACCUCCCCCAGCAACAACAACGGCCGCCUGCCCUUCAAGAAGGAGAGCUACUGCUCUGGGUUUCUGGACGUGCCCCCACACCCCUACUCUUGGUCCAAGCCCAAGCCAUACCUCAGUCCCUCUCUGCCUUCUCUGGACUGGCAGCUUCCGUCCUGCUCGGGGCCAUAUAAUCUGCAGAUCGAGGUGCAGCCCAAGUCCCACCACCGCGCCCACUACGAGACCGAGGGCAGCCGAGGGGCAGUCAAGGCCCUCUCAGGACACCCCGUGGUGCAGCUGUUCGGCUACAUGGAGAGCGAGCCCCUCACCCUGCAGCUGUUCAUCGGCACGGCGGACGACCGGCUGCUGCGGCCUCACGCCUUCUACCAGGUCCACCGCAUCACCGGCAAGACCGUCUCCACCGCCAGCCACGAGGUCAUGCAGAGCAAUACCAAGGUGCUGGAGAUACCUUUACUGCCGGAAAACAACAUGAGAGCCAUAAUUGACUGUGCUGGGAUCCUGAAGCUGCGGAACUCCGACAUCGAGCUGCGCAAGGGGGAGACGGACAUCGGCCGCAAGAACACUCGCGUGAGGAUGGUGUUCCGCGUGCACAUCAACCAGCCCAAUGGCAGGACGGUGUCCCUGCAGGCCUGCUCCAACCCCAUAGAGUGCUCCCAGCGUUCGGCCCAGGAGCUGCCCCUGGUGGAGAAGCAGAGUAUGGACAGCUACGUGGCCACGGGGGGCAAGAGAAUGCUGCUCAGCGGACACAACUUCCUGCCCGACUCCAAGGUGGUGUUCGUGGAGAAGGCCCAAGAUGGACACCAUCUGUGGGAGACAGAGGCCAAGGUGGACAAGGACUGCAUUAAGUCUACUUCGAUAGUGGUGGAGAUUCCCCCCUAUCGCAACCAGAGGAUAUCCAGCCCUGUGCAGGUCAACUUCUACGUCUGCAACGGCAAGAGGAAGAGGAGCCAGUACCAGCGCUUCACCUACCUGUCCCCCAACGUCCCCAUGAUAAAGACAGAGCCCAGCGAUGACUACGAGUCCCAUGGUGCACCAGUGAUGUCCCUGCAUUCCAAGUCCUACUACGGACAGCAGAGGCUGGCUCCCAUGAUGCCUCUGGGCGAGGCCGGUGGCGACGGCUGCCUGGUGCCCGGUGGUGGUGGCGGCUACCCGUCCUGCCCACCGCAGCACCACACUACUGCCGUGCCCGUCUCUGUGCCCGUUUCCUUGCCCGUCUCCAUGUCCGCGUCGCCCAGCUCCAGCCCCAAGUUGCACGACCUCUCCCCCGUCCUGCCGUAUCCCGCCAAGUGCCUUCCCGCUCCCAGCAGCCCCACGCACCACCCCUUCACCAUGCCAGAGGCAGCCGGCAGACUUCCUGGGUCUCCGCCGGACCACCACCACCACCACCACCACCCGUCCCUCACCCUGCUCCAUUCCCAGGGCAGCACGCAGCACCACCAGCUGGGCAGCAGCCCCGGCGGCUACAACCCCCCGCCGCCUCUCCCGCUCUACCCCAACAGCAGCCCCUCGUCCUCCCCCGCCUCACAGCCCUCCACCCCGGGCGCCACCACCGCCGAGAGCCCCUUCGCCACCACUGCGUCCUUCAGCCCCAGCCAGGCCUCCUCCUCCUCCACGGCCCAGGGCAGCCCUCCAGGAAGCCCCCCGGACGGGUCCCAAGCCGUCACAGUCAAACAGGAGCCCCAGGAGCUGGACCAGAUGUACCUGGAUGAUGUUAAUGAGAUCAUCAGGAACGACCUCAUCUCCGUCCACAGCCACGCAUAAAGGCCCACACACACACACACACACACACACACACACACACACACACACACACACACACACACACACACACACACACACACA